Acaromyces ingoldii is the source of this 1741-nucleotide messenger RNA. Its product is annotated as GroES-like protein. The transcript is spliced from 4 exons. The record is from RefSeq and is a predicted model, not a curated record. Lineage: Eukaryota; Fungi; Basidiomycota; Exobasidiomycetes; Exobasidiales; Cryptobasidiaceae. Gene Ontology annotation, molecular function: zinc ion binding; oxidoreductase activity. The coding region runs from base 404 to 1498 and encodes 364 amino acids.
GUCCCGUGCAGAGCAGACCAGCUCUGGUGCUCGUCUUUGUGGCGGGGGGUGUCGUGUGCCUUUUGGAGCACUUCUGCACGUUGUGUGCUCGGCUUGUGCGGGGAAGCCAGGUGACCUAGGACCUUCUUUGGCUGCUCAUUUGGCACGGUGCACAGCUCUUUUGCGUCGCGCGUGGACACCAGAGUCAGAUGAGCGCCUGUUGGUGCACACGACAGGUCAGCGCUACUCUCGCCGUACGCUUUCCGCCGCGUCCUUGGAGAUGCAACGGCGUUCGGAUGUGGGGAGCCGAGACUCUAUAAGAAGAGGUCCGCCAUCUCCUCUCCUCUCAGUUUCUGCCCACUCUCUGCAACUCAACCUCACAUCACAGUCACAACCACAACCACAACCACAAAGCUAAGCAACAAUGGCGACCAAGGGAAAGAUCGACCCCCGCGAGAGGGACAUGAACGUCCCAAAGGAGCAGACUGUCGCCAUCUUUAGGCAGAAGGGCGGUCCUCUCUCCGUCGAGAAGGCGCCCGUGCAGAAGCCCCAGAAGGGCGAGGCACUCGUCCACGUCAUCUACAGCGGCGUCUGCCACACCGAUCUGCAUGCCAUGUUGGGCGACUGGCCCCUCGACAACAAGCUCCCCUUGAUCGGAGGACACGAGGGUGCUGGCGUCGUUGUCCAGCUCGGUCCCGGUGCCGACGAGUAUGUCAAGGUCGGUGACAGGGUGGGCAUCAAGUGGCUUGCCGACUCGUGCCUCAAGUGCGACCAGUGCCGCCGCGGACACGAGCCCAACUGCUCCCAGGCCCAGUGCUCGGGCUUCACCAUGGACGGCUCCUUCCAGCAGUACGCCAUCGCAUCGGCACGCCAUCUCACGCCUAUUCCUGACUCGCUUGACCUGGAGACGGCCUCGCCACUGCUUUGUGCAGGUGUCACCGUCUACCGUGCCGUCAAGGAGGCCCGCCUCACGCCCGGCGAGACCGUCGCCAUCGUCGGUGCCGGUGGUGGUCUUGGUCACCUGGCCGUCCAGUACGCCGUCAAUGCUGGCUACCGCGUCAUUGCCAUCGACUCGGGCGCUGAGAAGGAGAAGCUCGCCCGCUCUCUGGGCGCCGAGGCCUUCGUCGACUUUGCAAAGGAGAAGGACCUCGUCCAAGCCGUCAAGGACACGACUGCCGACAAGCAGGGUCCCUCGGCGGCCAUUGUCGCCGCUAGCGGCGGAAAGGCCUACGAGCAGGCCCUCGACUACCUCCGGCCCCGCGGCACCCUCGUGGCCGUCGGACUUCCUCCUGACACCAACAUCCAGGCCAACGUCUUCUUCACCGUCUUCAAGGCCCUCCACAUCGUCGGCAGCUACGUGGGCAACCGCCAGGAUGCCAUCGAGAGUCUCGACAUUGCCGGCCGCGGCAAGGUCAAGGUGAUCCACAAGACCGUCGGCCUGAGCAGCCUGCCUGAUAUUUACGACCAGAUGCAUGCUGGAAAGAUUGCCGGCAGGAUCGUCCUUGACCUUGACAAGUGAUCCACCGUGCCACUGGCUGCAGAUGUGACUCUUCUUACUUAAGGCUUCCUCCAUGAUCAAAUUGAAUAUGAAGCCAAGGGCUUUCUUGAAAACGAUUGGAGACCACUUGGAGGUGAGGGCUCUCCUCUGAUGGUCCGCGCAAACGUGCACAUGGAUGGUCUCUGUGUCACCACUCACGGUGAAGGUGUUGGCAUCUAAUGGUAUCAUCACGUGAUAUCACAGGGUCGAAGCGCCGAAAAAUUG